CAGUCAAGGCCAGGACACUGACCGAGACAAUCCAGCUGCUAUUUUGCGAAGUGGGCGUGUAGGCGUACGUUAUAGCCUACGUCGUACGUCAAGUGUUGGCGCGACGUGGGUCUUUUAAAAUUCGCGCAGAAAUCGUUCUUGUGUGCCGAUAAUCACAAGAGGAACGAUAAUGGAUACCGACAUAUGGGCUUAUGGAUACGCGAUCAUCGUGGCAUUAGGAGGUGUCAUAGGCUACGUGAAAGCUGGUAGCGUCACAUCCUUGGUUGCGGGCUUGGCGUUCGGUGGCCUUGCACUGAUAGGAGCCUACCAGACGUCGCAGGACCCUCACAACUACUACUUAUCCCUCGCCGUGUCUGGAUUGCUGGCUGGUCUGAUGGGUUACAGGUUUGCCAACUCGUCAAAGAUCAUGCCAGCAGGACUGGUUGCAGUUCUGAGCAUCGCCAUGUGCUGCAGAAUACUCUGCCGGGCCUUUUCGCCACCUGGUUCUCCAGCAGCGGCAGCACCACCAGUUGCAAAGCAGUGAUGCCUUCCCCCCCUCUUCAUUACUUCAUUAAAUGAAAAGUUGAUUGCAUUGAAGGGCUUCAAGAUUAUCCACCUUUUAUAUGAAAUAAAGACGCUGUCUGAAGGGUU
Messenger RNA from Dermacentor albipictus, 630 nucleotides. Its product is annotated as transmembrane protein 14C. The record is from RefSeq and is a predicted model, not a curated record. NCBI's taxonomy places the organism in Eukaryota, Metazoa, Arthropoda, Arachnida, Ixodida, Ixodidae. Gene Ontology annotation, biological process: regulation of heme biosynthetic process. Gene Ontology annotation, cellular component: mitochondrial membrane.